This is a messenger RNA of Lottia gigantea (owl limpet), 1290 nucleotides long. RefSeq lists its product as hypothetical. The transcript has 13 exons. The record is from RefSeq and is a predicted model, not a curated record. The annotation marks the transcript as partial. Lineage: Eukaryota; Metazoa; Mollusca; Gastropoda; Lottiidae. Gene Ontology annotation, biological process: protein modification process.
CUGGAAUCAGGUUAUUUACAACAUGUUUUUAACGUGUUUGAAAGAUUAGGAUAUGUCAAUGGCAGUCCUUUCUCUGAUUGGGAAGUUUUAUGGUCACAUGAUUAUCCGUUUGUUUCUUUAUCAAAGCAUGUAUCAGAUCUUAAGCCAUAUCAAAAGGUCAACCAUUUUCCUGGAUCAGGCUAUAUCACAAAUAAAGCCAGUUUAGCUUCAACAAACAUGCCUUUUAUACCUAAAGCCUUUAAAAUGCCUGAAGAAAAAAAGAAAUUCCUAGAAUAUGUAAAUAAUCAUCAAGAUACAAUGUGGGUGAAGAAAGGCAAUCAUCAUAGAGGUAUUGAAAUAAAAAGUGUUCAAGAAUUAGACCUAACACAAAAAGGAACAUUUAUACAAGAAUAUGUUGCCAAACCAUAUCUUAUAGAUGGAAAAAAGUUUGAUAUUGGUAUAUAUACAAUAUUGACAUCUAUUAAUCCAUUAAGAUUAUAUAUUGUGAAUGGUGAAGUACUUGUGAGAUUUUGCGCUAAAAAAUACCAUCCAUUUGAUCCAAAAACAAAAGAACAAUAUGUUGUUGGUGAUAAUUAUACUCCAAUGUGGCAGGUGCCUUCAUUGAAGGAAAUAUUUACUGAGAUGGAAUUUAGCUUUAAAAAUACUCUACAUUAUCAAAUCUCAAAUAAAACAUCAGAGAAUAGAGCUAAUCAAAUGUGGUCUGAUAUUGAAGAAGCUAUAUUAACUGUAUAUAAAGACAAAGAAUCUAAAUUAAUAGAAUCUGCAGCAAAAUACAAAACUACUAGGAAUUUUUUUGAGAUGGUCAGAUUUGACUUUGUUUUAGAUGAAGAUUUAAAUGUAUAUUUAAUGGAGGCUAACAUGUCACCUAAUUUAUCCUCCAAUCAUUUUAAAGAAAAUAAAAGAUUAUAUGAACAUGUGAUAUAUAAUAUGUUAGGUUUAGUUGGAAUUGGUAGAUCUGUUACUUCUCAUUAUCAUAGAAGUGCUGAUGAUGUUCAAGAGAUGUUAGUAUCUAGAAAAGAUAUUAGUGUUUUUCCUGAAUUCUGUAUUAAACAUUGUUUACAGUCAUGUUUACAGUUGGAGUGUAAAAUAUGUUCACAUUGUUUAACUACAAGUUUAGAAAGUACUUUAAAAACAGCAUAUUUAGAACAUAUGAAUAAAGGUUCAUGUAAAAGAUUAUUCCCACCAAUAAUGGUAGGUGACAAAGUAUUCCAAAGUCUUAAAAAGACCAAUAAAUUAAUGCAGAUAUGGUUUAUUGGUAAAUGUCGUCAUAAUCCAUCCUUCUGUAUUUAA